Messenger RNA from Sphaerulina musiva SO2202, 411 nucleotides. RefSeq lists its product as uncharacterized. Lineage: Eukaryota; Fungi; Ascomycota; Dothideomycetes; Mycosphaerellales; Mycosphaerellaceae. The transcript has a single exon. The record is from RefSeq and is a predicted model, not a curated record. The coding region runs from base 1 to 411 and encodes 136 amino acids.
AUGGCCACAUACGAGCUCACGGUCCAUCAGCUCUUACAACGACUGGCUAUGGAUCACGAGACCGUGACGACGAGGCGGUCAUCAGCAUCCCACUGGAAGACCCAGCCACCACCACCACCACCACCACAGCCACCUCUUCGCAAAGACAGUAUGGAUCCACUUUCCCAAGACAUCGACAACAACCUCCAGCACAACCACAACCACAACCACAACCCCAAAAACGACAGCAUACGCUCCGCAGCAAAUCACACAUCAGUGACAUCUCCCAGUCCAUCAUCCGAUUGGAGCGCAUGCGAAACGGAUUUUACUACAUAUCGAACCCGUGAUGUGUUGUUGCCUUCAUCACGGCAAGAUGUUGUUGACGUUGAUGCUGUUGUUACUGCAUGUGCGAGGACGAAGAAUUGUCGAUGA